AUGAAGUUUAAUUUAAAAGAGAUUGCAUUAAAAAUAAAAAAUGAUAAAAAAAAGGAAGAAAAAACAUUAUUGAAACAACUAAAAAAUAUAGUAUAUAAAAUAAGAAAAAAAGUUAAUUUAAAAUUUUUUCUUAAAUCUGAAAGAGGAAGUAUAUUAUUAUACUACGAUGAAUAUUCUUGCGAAAAUAAACAAAAAGUCAAUAUAACUGCAUUUCUAUCUCCUAUUUUUUUAUCUUUCUAUAAGAUAAAAUAUUUUAUUAUUAAUUUAUUUAAUGAUGCUUGCUUUUUUUAUAUUUUGAAAAAAAAAAGAAAAAAAUCUAAAAAUGUAACAAAAAAAUUAGAAAAAGAUAAAACCAUUUUAAGAAAUUUUGAUCGUUGUAUUUUCUUAAAUAAGACAAAAGACAACAUAUCCCAUAAGCAUAUAAUUGAAAUUUGCAAAAACUACUUAACAAAUAUACUACAUAAUAUACAUAAUUUAGAAAAUGAAGGUAAAAUUAGAAAUUAUAUAAAGGAUGCUGAAAUUAAAAAAACGAAACGAAUGUUUAUUAACAAAAUAAGCAAUUUAAAUGACUUCGACUCAGACAAUACAUUAUACAUAAGCGAUGAAUCCUUAAUAAAAAAAAUAAUGCUUACAAAUAAAUAUGAAAAUCAUUAUUUUUAUAAUGAAAAAAAAAUAAGAGAACGAAAAAAAUUGCAUAGAAUAAAUGUUUAUGACGAAAAAUCAGUUAAAACUUAUUUAAUAAAAAAUAAUAUUAGCUUAAAGAAUAAUACCAAUAAAAUUUAUUCAUGUCAUAAAAAUAAGUAUCAAUUAAUAAUUCAUGUUUUAUUUAAUAAAUUUAAAAAUAUUUUUUUUCUUACUUUUCUAAUUUUAUGUAUAUUGCAGCAAAUAAGAAUUAUUAGAAAAAAUAAUUAUGUAUAUUUUGCUAUUAGCUUUUAUUUUUUAUAUAUUUUUUAUAUAUUAAAAGAUAUUGAUAAAAUUAUGCAAAAAAUAAAAAAUGAAAAUAAUGUAAAUUGUAAAUAUUACAAAAGGGUAACUCAUGUAGGACUAAUGGAAGUUAAAUAUUCUAAUAUAAAAGUAGGAGAUAUUCUAUAUUUGGAAGAAAAUGAAGAUUGCCCAGUUGAUCUAAUUUUGCUUAAAAGAUUUGAUAACGAAAAAAAUGUUUUUAUUUCUUCAAAAAAUUUUGAUGGCUAUACAGAUUUAAAAUUAAAAAAAUGUUUAAAGAUUACAAGAAAUUUACCAAAUAUAUACGAUAUUUUUAGAUUAAAAAUAAAAAUAAUAAUUGAAAAGCCACAUAUAUAUUCUGAUAAAAUGAAUGGAUUAUUUAUAUUAGUCAACUGUAAUGAAUUUGUUCAAAGUAUUUAUAAUGAUUUAAAAUCAUUACAAUAUAUUUUUUAUAAAAAUGUUCAUAAUAAAAAAAAUUAUUAUAAUGAAAUUUUUAAUUAUUUAAUUGAAGAUACAUAUAUUGAAAAUUCUUUUAAAUGCUUCAAUUUUUUGUUAAAAAAAUCUAUAUAUUUGUUAGAACAUAGUUGCAAAAUAAAAAAUUGUAGCAAUAUUCUAUGUGAUACACUAUAUCCAGAUAAUUUAAAUAAUAUUUUACACACAAGAAAGAAUAUCAUUAAUAAUUACAACGAUAGUAAAAAUUGUAAUUAUGAUUUAAUUUCCAAAAAUAAUACUUCAAACUCUUUAAAAAACACGAAAAAUGAAGAUAUAACAGAUAAUAAUUAUAUAUCCACUAAUAAUUGUAAUAUAUUUACAAAAAAAGAUAUAUUAAUUAAUAAUAACACGAAAAUUAUAACUAAAACUUAUCAAGAUUCCUUUUGCACUAAUUUAGAUAAUAAUGAUCUUUAUAAUAUUAAUAAAAAUUACUUUAGUUUAAAAAAAAAAAUGAGUCAGAAUACUUAUAUAAAAUAUAAAGAAAAUAUAAAAAUUGAAAAUAUCAUAUGGAGUAAUAGUAAAAUUAUAAAAGGAAACAUAUAUGGUUUGGUAGCAUAUAUAGGAUUAGAUAAAAAAACGAAUAUGAUUGUUAAUAGUAAAAAUAAUAUAUCAUUAAUUGAAAAUGAAAUAAAAGUUAAAAUGAAAAUAUUAUUAAUCAUAAUAGUAACUAUUAGCAGUUUUUUAUGUUUAAGAGAAAAACAUAUAUUAGAAAAAAACAUUGUUGUAAUCUUUUUGAACUAUUUUUUAUUACUAUUUUCAUUCAUGCCUUUUAUUAAUAAUUUUUAUAUAUAUUUAAUAAGCAAAUAUUAUUAUUUUAUUUUAAGAAAAAAUAAAAAAGUUGAUAAGUUUACAAUUUUUAAUUAUAAUAUAAUUAACGAAUUUUCUAACACUUAUUUUCUUUUGUGUGAUAAAACAGGCACAUUAACUAAAAAUGAUUUGCAAUUACAUAAGUUUCAUUUUUUAUUUGAUGAAUUUACAAUAGAAAAUAGUGAACUUUUUUUUAAUAUAUUUUUAAAAAUAGUUGAUUUCAAUCUUGUUUUUAAUUCAUGUAAUAAAAUAAAGAACAAUACUAUUUUAAAAAAUAUAGAAAAAUAUGAUACAGGAAAUAAUGUAUGUUUAUAUAAAAAAAUUUUCAAUAAAAUAUUAAAUUAUACUAACGAGGAAAUAAAUAAAAUUUUCUUAACAUUUUUAUGCAUAUUAUUUUGUAAUAAUAUAAUAAUAACAAAUAAAAAAAAAAACAGUAGGGGAAAUAUAGAAAAAAUUGAAUCCUUGUACUCUACGAGUGUUGAGGAAAAUGUUUUAAUUGAUUUUUUAAAGUAUAACGGUAUGCAUAUUUUAUAUAAAGAUAACAAUCACAUUGUUAUUGGUAUUUAUAAUUCAAUAAAUGCAGAAAAAAAGAGAAAAAAACUAAGAAAAGAGCAAAAUAAAAUAACUAAUACAGAUCAUAAGCAUGCUGAUUGUAAAACAUUUUCAUGUGAAAAUAAUAUAUAUAAUAAAAAUAAGAUAUGGAAUGACACCAAUAUAUAUUGUAAAAAUUCAUUGAAAAAGGAGCAUAGUUUUUACAAAUCAAAUAAAAAAAAUAAUAUUGGAAAUUUAAAACAUUCUAAACAUAGAAAACAUAUAAUGGAUACUUGUAGUACUAGCAAUAAUAGUGAUUAUUCAAAAUACAAUAGAAAAAAUUUUCAAAAAGGUAUAAAAAAAUAUAAUUUUGAAAUAUUAGAAUUUCUUCAAUUUGAUUCUAAUAAUAAAAUUAUGUGUAUUCUUAUUUCUUAUAACAACAAAAUAUUUAACUUCAUAAAAGGAUCAGAUGAAAUAAUUAUUAAUAUGUUAUCUAUUAAAGAAAAUAAAAAACAACUAAAAAAGCUAUGCAAAUGUUUUUCUAGUAAUGGUUUUCGUGUACUAACUUUUGCAUAUAAAGAAAUCCCUCAAAAUGAAUAUGAUGAAUAUAAAAAAAGCUCGAACAAUUUUAAUAAAGAAGAUUAUUUUAAAAACACUUUUAAUAAAAAUAUAAAUAUUUUAGCAAUUAUAACUUUUAAAGAAGAAAUUCAAAAGAAUGCAAAAAUAUGUUUAGAUAUGUUUAGAAAAGCGAAUAUUAAAACGUGGAUAUUAUCAGGUGAUAAAAAGGAAAAUAUAAUGUCUAUUUCAAAUUCUUUGAAGUUAAUCAAUGAAAAUAACAUUUUUUGCGAUUUGAAUGAAAAAAAAUUACUAUAUUUAUAUAAAUAUAAAAAUAAAGCUAUAUCUAAUAUAUCUUCUAAAAAAUGCUUACUUAGUAAUUACUCUUCUUCGAGUUCUUACAAGAAGAAAUUUCACGAUGAUGUUGGAAAAUAUUCAUUUUUUAAUAAUUGCAAUAAUAAUUAUCAAACAAAAAAAAAGAAAACCUUAACAUAUUCAAAUUCUUUGAAAAAUAUUAUGAAUUCUAAUAAUUAUAAUUCUACAAAUAAUAAAAAUAUCAAAAAUAGUGACAAUGAUGACAAAAAAGAAAUUAUAUAUAAUAUCAGUAAUAAUGACAAUAUUAUAAAAAAUGAAUUUUCCUGCUUACAUGAGGAUAAAAGGAAGAAUAUAACUAAUAAUUCAAUACAUACUAAAGGAUAUGAAUUAGAUAAAAAUUCAACACAUAACAUUAUUUUAAAUAAAGAUGAAAUUAUUGGCAUAUUAAAAACAAUGUUAUAUGAUUACGAUAUGAAAAAAAAAAAAAAAAAAAAAAUUGAAAAAAAAAAAAUAAAAGAUUACUGUCUUAAUAAUAUUGUAUAUGUAAUUAAUGGGGAUAUAAUCGAUUACUAUUUAAAAUAUCAGCAAAGAGAAUUUAUUAAUGUUUUAAAAAAUUCCAAGUGUGUUUUAUUUUAUAGGUGUAGUUCAAUUCAAAAAGGAAUGAUAGUUAGAAGUUUAAAAAAAAAUACAAAAUAUAGCAUUUGUUCAAUUGGCGAUGAUGUAAAUGAUUUAAAUAUGUUUAACGAAUCUGAUAUUUCAAUAACAAUUUAUAAUUCAAAAAACAACAUAUGCAAUUUAUAUGCUGAUAUAAAAUUAUCUUCAUUUGAAGAUUUGGGAACUUUAUUUUUUUUAUAUGGUAACGUAAUUUACAGAAAUUUUAAUUUAAUUGCAAAAUAUAUUUAUUAUAGAAGAAUAACCCUUUUUUUUUUACAGUUUUAUUUUUCAUACUUUUUCAAUUGUAGAUUUUCUAUUUUUUCAAAUAUUUCAUUAUUAUGCUACUUUAUACUAUUCACUGUUAUUACUAAUAUAUCAAUCUUGCUAUCACAAAGUGAUAUAAGAGAUAAUGUAUUGAAAAAUAAUAUAAUAUUUUAUAAGUUUUUAAAAAAUGACUUAUUUUCUUUAAAAUUUUUUUAUAAAGUACUAUGGGUAUCUUUAUAUCAAGCAUUCUUAAUAUUUACUUUAAGCUACUAUUUUUUUUUUGACUUAAAUUAUGAAAUAAAUACAUUAACAAUAUUAGUUAUUACUCAUUUAUUACAAUCGUUGUGUUUGUUAAACAAAUGCAGUUUAGUUAUAUUUAUAAUACAUAUUUUGUUUUUUGUAAUUUAUUUUAUACUAUUAAUUAUCUUAAAUAAAUUUCAUUUUAUUUACUUUUAUGUAAACUUAAAGUUACUAAUAAAUAUGUUAAUUUGUAAUAGUAUUAUUAAUUUUCCUUCUAUUAUUUAUUAUUUAUAUAAAAAAUGUAAACACAAAAAUUCUGCAUUAAUUAGCAUGAAAUCUUUUCAAAGUUUUUCUUCAAAAUGCGAUCAAAUUUUUAACAUAGACACUUUCUCCUUUGAUAACGUUGAUUUCAACAUUAAGAAGAAAAAUAUAUUUCAAAGAUGUUUUAGUAAAUUUUUAAAAGAUUAA
This is a messenger RNA of Plasmodium relictum, 5268 nucleotides long. Its product is annotated as aminophospholipid transporter, putative. The record is from RefSeq and is a predicted model, not a curated record. The coding region runs from base 1 to 5268 and encodes 1755 amino acids. Gene Ontology annotation, cellular component: plasma membrane. Gene Ontology annotation, biological process: phospholipid translocation. Gene Ontology annotation, molecular function: ATPase-coupled intramembrane lipid carrier activity; nucleotide binding. NCBI's taxonomy places the organism in Eukaryota, Apicomplexa, Aconoidasida, Haemosporida, Plasmodiidae. The transcript is spliced from 2 exons.